AUUAGUUUAGUUAACGAUAUCGGCUUAACAAUAUUUGCAUAGUUGCAUCUGGUAUAACGCGUUUUAGAUAUGACAAAUGACGUUUCUGGGGUAAAGCGAAAAUCUGCUGCGACUAAUUAUAUUUUUCCAACCAGAACGAUACGGUCGAUAGUUUCAUAUGAUUUCUCUCCGUGUGUAUACGCGUAAAAGUUAUCAAAAGGUCAGUUGAUAGGGCUGAGAUUUCGGGGCGAAUUCUCUCGGGUACCGGAUCUCCGCAGCAUCCCUUCGCCUCUCCCCCCCCCCUCCCUCGCCCCGCCCUCUCCACCCUUCCGCCCCUCCGAUCCUCCAUCCCUUAGCCGUAAGCGGGGGCGGGUGCCCCGCUUGACGAUCGAGUGUGCGAGCGCCUUGGCGCUCAGUAAGCGGCCAGCCGCCACAGAGUACGGUUCGUUCGUUCGUUCGUACGCAGGCACGGUAAUCUCAGGUGCAGCUCGCGCGUUGGAGAAUCACCCGAGUGAUAUCCACCACCACCGAAAGUGUUAUAAGUAAGUGCAACUGGCUUGAGGUUGAUGUUAAGUAUAACAAAGGUUACCACGAGGAGUGCAUCGUCGCCUGGAACAAUCGAGUCGGAACACCCUGAUCAUAUUCGAAAGCUUCGGAUCCUCUUCGAGGGACUUCCGUCGUUGAUAUAUCGCGAGUGAAUGGUGAACAGUGAUUCAAUGUCGCGUUCAUCGCAUUAGUUGGGUGCAGGUUCGAUCAGCGGCCAAGAGUGCAGGGGUGUCCGUAAGGUAGCGCGAUUGUUAACCGCGGGAAUUGGUAAAGUCACAUGGGAUAAGGGUGGACCGAAACCUAGAGGCCUGGACCGAUAACCAACACCGUUGUUGUAACCGGAGUCAUUACACUAUUUGAGGGUACUGCCAUGCAGGCAGAGCCGCGGUGCUAGUUGGAAGAUCGUAGUCUCUUCCGGGUCCGAAACCCAGCGAUAAUGGCGCGGGUCCAGACCCUUUCAAACUGCCUUGCACUGCUGCUGGUGGUCGGCAUUCGACUGGCCGAGGCUGGGGGCGAGGGUUACAUGAAGAUGUUCGCGGCCCAGCAGAACCCCGUUGAUCCUUGCUUCGACGAGGACAGACCGCGGCGGUGCAUCCCUGACUUCGUUAACGCGGCCUUCGGGACAGCCGUCGAAGCAUCAUCGACGUGCGGAAGUGGUGGACCGACGCGUUACUGCGACGUCUCCGAUGUUCCAGGGGGCAGUCCGGGCCCCUGUCACGUUUGCGACGACUCAACGCCGCGGCGGCGGUUCCCCGCGAGUUACUUGACCGACCUCAACAACCCUAACAACAUCACCUGCUGGAGGAGCGAGCCUCUGGUAUCGUCGCAGAGCUUUUCGGCGCCCCCGGAUAACGUAACGCUGACCUUGUCGUUGGGGAAGAAGUACGAGCUGACGUACGUCAGCCUCCAGUUCUGCCCCCGGGCCGCGAAGCCGGACUCCAUCGCCAUAUACAAGUCCAUGGACUACGGGAAGACCUGGCAGGCCUUCCAAUUCUACUCGUCCCAGUGCCGCCGCGUCUAUGGGAGGCCGAAUCGUGCCACCAUAACCAAGGCCAACGAGCAGGAGGCACGCUGCACGGACAGUCAUCGGUACACCGGAGGCGACGGACUCGCACCCGUCGGACGCAUAGCCUUCAGCACCCUCGAGGGACGCCCGUCGGCUUCGGACUUCGACAACUCGCCGGUGCUCCAGGACUGGGUUACCGCGACGGACAUCAAGGUUGUUUUCAACCGGCUUCACCUCCCCCAUGGUCAGGAAGAGUUCGCGCCUCAGGAGGAGAUCCAGACGGCCGAGGAGACCGGCGUUGUCAAGGAGCUUAGGAAGGACCUCCAGGAGCGUGCCAAGGCCAAGGGCCAUUCCAAAGCCCAGUUCGCCAAGGCUGAUGGGCUCGAGUCCGCUGGACCCACCGUACUUCCGUCCGUUCAGGUGAUCGGACCACAGGAAAUGCAGUCCAACGACGCUCUGGACAUCGACGUUAGGGAUAUGAGCCUCGUCACCACCACCGUCAUCACGACCACAUCGACCACCCUCGCUCACCACUACGCUGUUUCCGACUUCACCGUUGGCGGUCGGUGCAAGUGCAACGGGCACGCGGCGAGGUGCGUUCCUGACAAGGAGGGCGAGCUCUUGUGCGAUUGCAGACACAACACGGCCGGCAGAGACUGCGAACGGUGCAGGCCUUUCCACUUCGAUCGACCAUGGGCAAGGGCCACUGCCAAGGAGGCGAACGAGUGCAAGGCCUGCAACUGCAACCUCCACGCGCGAAAGUGCCGAUUCAACAUGGAACUCUACAAGCUGUCGGGUCGCGUCAGCGGCGGCGUUUGUCUUCAGUGCCGACACUUCACGGCCGGCAGACACUGCCACUAUUGCAGAGAAGGCUACUACAGAGACCCGGCAAGACCGAUCACCCAUCGGAAGGCCUGCAAACCGUGCGACUGCCACCCCAUAGGUGCCUCGGGCAAGACGUGCAACCAGAGCACCGGCCAGUGCCCCUGCAAAGACGGAGUAACUGGAAUAACGUGCAACAGAUGCGCCAGGGGCUACCAGCAGAGCAGAUCCCACAUUGCGCCGUGCAUAAUAUUUUCAGAAAUCCCGAAGGUAGUGCAGACCCAGGGGAUGGCCGGCGAGGAUAGCGGGGAACACGAGGAAACCGAACACGAAUACGGCUACGAUGGACGCGCCGACCAAUGCGGAAAGUGUCGCGCAGGCACAAGAAGACUAAACCUAAACAAGUACUGCAAAAGAGACUUCGCCAUCAUGGGUAAAGUGACGGACAGACACGUGGAGAAUGGUGCUGGAGGUUCUGGGUCGGCGGAAUGGGUCCGGUUCACCAUUCAGGUCCAGAGCGUCUACAAACGGGCCCGAGAAUCUCGCCUCCGUCGGGGCCCUAUGGCCCUCUACGUCCACGCCGCCGAUCUCGCCUGCAAGUGUCCGAAGGUCAAGGCCAACAAAUCCUAUUUGAUACUGGGUCGAGAGAACGACGGUGGACGUCAGGGAGCUUUGACGGCAACGCAACGGUCAAUUGUAAUAGAAUGGCGCGACGAGUGGCACCGUCGAAUGCGUCGUUUUCAACGACGAGCGAGAUCUUGUCAUUGAAUAUCCUUCCAGAGUCAUAUUCUCGGGACGAAGAAUAAAAAUUACGUUAAUCCUAUUUAUAUGUAAUUUAAAAUCGCGCCAUAUAUUAUAUAUGUACACAUAGGCUACACACACACACACACACACACACACACACAGACACACACGCAUACACCUACAAAUAUAUAAUAUAAUAUGAAUGUCAACGGUCAACGUGAACUCUAAAAAUAAUACGCAAAACGCAGCAUCACUCAGCCCCGUAUUUACCCUGCAUACGCGUUUCCAAAUAAUAAUAAUAACAACAAUCAUAUGAUAAUAAUGAUAAUAGUAAUAAUAAAGAUAACGACAAUUGCAGUGCAAUAAUAAAUAAACAUGUCGACGUUUCGCCCAUUUUUUCCCCCAACACUUGGUGUCUGCAUAAGUGCAACUACAUUGGCACGUUAAAUACAUCUAUACGGCGUGGAUUCCUAACGACCGCAUGGUCGGUCAUCUGCUAAAAUUCAGUGCGCACGCACUCCAAUGCAAGAAUGGCUGUUUGCCAGGGUGACCAACCGUCAUAACCGUAACCUCAAAAUUUUAAACAGUUUUCGCUGGCAGUUGUACUCAAUAACGACAACUAUCAACAUUUUCGAGGUUACAUAAAUCGCCACCAAGUGUCGUUUAAAUUUAUGACGGCUGGUCACCGUGGGAAACAGCUGCUCUCGGAUUGUAGCGCGUGCGCAUUAAAUUUUAGCAGACGAUGGACCAUUCAGUCGUUCAGAAUUCACUUCGUAUAUAUUAUUCGAUUUAACGUUUUUUAUGCAUAUUAUUAUUGUUAUUGCUUUUCUUCUUGUUCUUUUUCUUUUUCUUCUUCUUCUUUUUAUUAUUAUUAUUAUUACUAUUAUUAUUAUUAUAUAGCUUUGUGUAUUAUAUGUUUUUCCCUUGCAUCUCAGCGCGCGUGCAGCGUAUAAUGUAGGUACUUAUAUGUAUAAUGUAAUAUGUAAUGUAAUAUCGUAAAAUAAUAUCAUGUUAUAUUAAGAUCUGAUAUUAUAGUUAUUUAUCGAAUUUUCUAUGUUUCUAUUACGUAUACGUACAUGUAUGUGUAUAUAUAUAUAUUUAUAUAUAUGAUGUAUAUGUAUAUGUAUAUAUAUAUAUAUCAUAUGUUUAUUGAGAUAAUAAUCUACCCUUAUUAUUAAUCGCAAUUCAAACUUUAUAAUAACGGAAGUAUAUAUGAGAAGAUAUUAAUUCGGAACAAAUCUGUUCAGUCGAUGUAUGUAUGUAUGCAUGUGUGUGUGCGCGUGUAUAUAUAUUUUUUUUUUCUUUUAUUCGCCGAAUGUGAAGUAUAUAAUAAUAAUGAUAAUAAUAACAAUUCUCGAAAUUUUUCCAUUUUUCUCUUAACAGCCGGUGGUUUGAUUCAUAUUCUUAAUAUAUGUCGAAAAUCUAACAUCGAAACGCAAAGUACAGAAAACAAUAAACAGAUAAGAAGAUUUGAUUGCGACGAACUGCAAGUUAUAUUGGAAUAUUAUAAAAGCUACGUAAUACGGUUUUACGCAACGACGUGGGAAAGCAAAAAUGCCGAGCUGCGAAAAAGGGAAGCAGAAAAUAUUCAUAAAUUAGGACUAUGCGAUCGUUUUCUUCAUAGACGUAGCCUGGUUAAUUUGUUAUUUCGUGAUUUACUUUGACAAGUUUUCGCGCCUUGCGCUGUCGAUAUUUGCGGUGUAAACGCGGCAUGAUGCGCAUAAUUCACCGAAGGAUAGAUCCGAACCUCUGGAAUCACAAACUUCCUCUUUGCAUCCCUGGAACCCCUCUUUAUCGCUCCCACCCUCUCUCUCUCUCUCUUUUUCUCUCUUUCUCUGCAUUACAAACUCCUAAAUUAAACACUCGUAUAUGACCGUAAAAAUUAUCGAGUCUACCCAAUUUUUUUAUGAGCCAUUGAAAAGUUGCAUGUUCUUUUUUUCAUUCGUCUUGGAAAAUAUGAAUUCCACGCAAUUUUUAUUUCCGGACAUUGAAUUACACCCUUAGGGUUUAUACGUAAUAUACAUCCAGCCUUUUCUCCUCAUUCGCGUUUACUUUUCCUACUGCAUGGUUUCCAAUAUUAUAAUUUUUGAU
This is a messenger RNA of Neodiprion fabricii, 5188 nucleotides long. RefSeq names its product netrin-A-like. The record is from RefSeq and is a predicted model, not a curated record. Gene Ontology annotation, molecular function: protein binding. The transcript has 7 exons. Bases 962 to 3121 code for a protein of 719 amino acids. Lineage: Eukaryota; Metazoa; Arthropoda; Insecta; Hymenoptera; Diprionidae.